Messenger RNA from Hippocampus comes (tiger tail seahorse), 3514 nucleotides. RefSeq names its product contactin 2 (gene cntn2). Gene Ontology annotation, cellular component: plasma membrane; axon. Gene Ontology annotation, molecular function: cell-cell adhesion mediator activity. Gene Ontology annotation, biological process: cell-cell adhesion; brain development; axon guidance. Lineage: Eukaryota; Metazoa; Chordata; Actinopteri; Syngnathiformes; Syngnathidae. The record is from RefSeq and is a predicted model, not a curated record. Bases 330 to 3455 code for a protein of 1041 amino acids. The transcript is spliced from 23 exons.
GUCAACUUGGUCUGUACUAAAAUCGACCAGACGGUGAUGGAAAGAAAGGAGGGAUGCCAAGAAAAGGAAAGGGUGGGAGAGAGAAGCGGAAAGCGCGACAGAAGAAUUUGGCACCACAGAGAAUUGGACAGUUAUAAAAUUGUGAUCAUCUGAAACACGAUUUUUGGUUAUUUGACGCGGGGUUACAUUUGCCCAAAAUUGAGCGGCUCCUAUUGCUGCUGCUGCUGCUGCUGCUGCUGCUGCCAUUGGCAGACAUCGGUGGGGUUCAAGGCAUAAACGGGAUCCACCGAUGAGAUAGUCAGAAGACUUACACGGCACCUAAUCUCUUCAUGAAGUGGAUCAAGAUGAUGGAGCCUUUUUUGACCCUACUGGUCCUCAGCUCACUUACACUCAAAGCUUUUGGUGGAGAAGUAUGUGUCUCUGGUCAUGAUAGCGGGCCAGUCUUUGAAGAACAACCAAGCAGUUUAAUUUACCCAGAAGGGCUGAGUGAAGGGGAGGUAGUUCUCAGCUGUCAGGCCAGGGCAAGUCCAGCUGCAUCCUACAGGUGGUUGGUGAAUGGUACUGAGGUCCCGCUGGGUUUAGACCUCCGUUUUACUCUGGUUGCUGGCAAUUUGGUGAUCAGUAGACCCGAGUCUGGUCGAGACACGGGUUCUUAUCAGUGUCUUGCCAUCAACCGCUGUGGAACUAUCAUCAGCAGAGCAGCAAACCUGAAAUUUGGCUACCUUCACGACUUCCCUCCUGACAGCAGGAGUCCUCAGACAGCUUAUGAAGGCAUCGGAACAUUCCUGGCAUGUCAGCCACCUCCACAUUACCCAGCUCUAUCCUACCGGUGGCUCCUCAAUGAGUUUCCCAACUUCAUCAAGAAAGAUGAUGGCCGCUGGUUUGUAUCCCAGGUAACAGGUAACCUCUACCUGGCCAAAGCGGAGCCCAACGACACUGGAAACUACUUCUGCUUCACUACCAUCAACAUGGACAUCAGUACGAAGAGUACCUUCAGCAAAGCUAACCAACUCACCGUGCUGCCUGAAGCCAAUCCAAAGAAGUCCGCUCCAAGCAUCAAGGUACGCUUCCCGGCGGAGACCUACGCCCUUGCCGGACACACUGCCCAGUUAGAGUGCUUUGCCUAUGGAAAUCCAGUCCCAAAACUGAGAUGGAAAAAGGUGGAUGGACUUAUGCCGUCUAAGGCAGGUUCGAGUGUUGCGGGUCCGACUCUCAUCCUACCAGAUCUCUCCUUUGAUGACGAGGGUGUUUAUGAAUGUGAAGCCCACAAUUCUGAGGGAGUUGAUGUGUACCAGGGCCGCAUCAGUGUGCAAGCUCAGCCAGACUGGUUGCAGGUGAUGAGUGACUCUGAGGUCGAGAUCAGUUCUGAACUGCAAUGGAGUUGCGUGGCUGCUGGUAAACCACGACCUUCUAUUCGCUGGCUCCGCAAUGGACAGCCGCUCACUACACAGGAUAGAGUAGAAGUAAAUGCAGCUCGUCUCAAAAUCAGCAACCUAGCCCUGGAGGAUUCUGGGAUGUACCAGUGUGUCGCUGAGAACAAGCAUGGAACUAUCUACUCUACUGCUGAGCUUCGAGUCCAAGUUCAGGCUCCAGACUUCAGAUUGAACCCUGUGCGGAAACUGAUCCCUGCAGCCAGAGGGGGACAAGUGAUGAUUGAGUGUCGCCCACGAGCAGCCCCUAAACCAAGUCUGUUCUGGAGUCGUGGGACUGAGUUGCUCACCAACAGCAGCAGGGUAACUGUGACUCCUGAUGGAAUCUUGUGGAUCACUAACAUAAGCAGGGCAGAUGAAGGGAAAUACACUUGCUUUGCUGAGAAUUACCUGGGCAAAGCUAACAGCACAGGACACCUCUCUGUCAGAGAUGCGACCAAAAUCACAUUGGCUCCAUCCAACGCCGACAUCAAUCAAGGUGAGAAUGUGACACUCCAGUGCCAUGCCUCUCAUGAUCCCACCAUGGACCUGACCUUCACCUGGGCCCUCAAUGGGGCUCUUCUGGACCUGGAGGACUCCACAGGUCCAUACCACCGAAUAGAAGGGAAGGAAACCACUGGAGACCUGCUUAUUGUGAACGCUCAGCUGAGUCAGGCAGGCACUUAUACAUGUGCAGCUCAAACUGUGGUCGACAGCGCCUCAGUUACAGCCAAACUGGUUGUACGAGGGCCCCCUGGACCACCUGGCGGUUUACUGGUAAGGAAUGUAGCAGAGACAUCUGUGGAGCUGAGGUGGAGUCGUGGCUAUGACAACCACAGUCCAAUCGGCAAUUAUGUGAUCAUGGGAAGAUCUUCUCUGUCAUCAAAGUGGAAACAGAUGCGGACCGAGCCAGUGAACAUUGAGGGGAAUGCGGAGUCUGCACAUGUGAUUGGCCUAGUACCCUGGAUGGAUUAUGAAUUUCAGGUCAUUGCCAGCAAUAUCCUGGGCAGUGGAGAGCCCAGCAUGCCCUCACAUACCAUCCGCACGCAACAAUUAGCUCCAUCAGUGGCUCCCAGUGGACUUGGAGGUGGAGGUGGCGAUCGCAAUGAACUUAUCAUAACAUGGACACCCAUGGCCAGAGAAUACCAGAAUGGUGAUAGCUUUGGCUACAUCCUGGCUUUCAGGAAGAAAGACACAUCAUCAUGGACAGAAGUGCGCAUACCUUUCGUGGAGUCAUCCCGAUAUGUGUACUACAAUGCCACUCUGAUGCCAUACAGCCCCUUUGAAGUGAAAAUUAAAGCUGUUAACCGAAGGGGCGAAGGUCCCUUCAGCCAGAUUGCUGUUGUCCAUUCUGCUGAGGAAGAGCCAACGGUUGGACCUUUAAGCAUAAAUGUCACUGCACUGACAGCUUUUGAGAUCCAAGUGUCAUGGGAGCCUGUCCUGCAACCGAAUACCAAUGGCAUCCUCAGGGGAUAUGAGAUCCGAUACUGGCGACAGCAUGAACGGGAAGCAGCAGCAGACAGAGUGCGGACAGCAGGACUUGAAACAACGGCCAGGGUGUCUGGACUGCGUCCGAGCACUCGAUAUCAUGUUGCAGUUCUGGCAUAUAACAGCGCGGGCACUGGCCCACCCUCACCACGAUCCACUGUCACCACCAAGAAACCACCUCCUAAUCGCCCUCCUGGAAAUGUAUCAUGGAGGACAGAUGGUUCAUGGGUAAUUGUGCGAUGGGACCAGGUGAAGGCCAUGCACAAUGAGUCAGCAGUACUUGGAUACAAGGUUCUGUACAAGCAUGAGGGUCAAACAGUCUUGAAAGUCCUGGACAGAGAGAAGACAUCCGUGAACUUGCCCCUGCCCAAAGACAAUGGAUAUGUUGUAUUGGAAGUGCGAUCCUGGGCUGAAGGUGGGGACGGACCUGCGCACGAGAUUAUUGUCUCCCGGGACUCAGGAACCGGCAUGAUGGUGCAGAACAAGGCAAUUGUCUCCAGUCAUUCGCUCCACCUAGUCAUUUGCAUGUUUCUUUUCACAAUUGUGUCAGCCCGAUGAUUUCACUCAGCUUUUUAGUCUACUGACUUAAAUUGAAAGCAUCUGGUACCGGUAUUUAA